Molecule: messenger RNA, 1225 nt
Organism: Saprolegnia diclina VS20
Lineage: Eukaryota; Oomycota; Saprolegniomycetes; Saprolegniales; Saprolegniaceae
Exons: 1
Coding region: 18-1124 (368 amino acids)
Cellular component (GO): lysosome
Molecular function (GO): cysteine-type endopeptidase activity
Source: RefSeq, a predicted model, not a curated record
CUUGAAUACACAGCCUCAUGCCAACGUCUUCUCUUGCUCCAAGCAUAGAAACAAUGCUCAUUUUCCAACUUGCUUCGAUCAUGCAGCGCAUCCUUCUUACCACGCUUGCCGCCACCGCCGUCGCGGCCAGCUUUACGCCGGCCGAGCGCACGCAGCUCACAAAGCAGCUCAACGCAUGGCUUCAUGAAUUUGGCGCCGAGUCUUUGCCGUCGGGCGUCAACGCGUCGCAGACCGAAGAGCUUCUGACGCGUCUCGCGUCAGCCAACAAGGCGAUUGCGGGUCUCUCGGCGACCCAACCGAGCGCCACAUUUGGUCUGGGCCCCAUGGCCCUCUACACGCACGAGGAGUUCAAGGUGUUCCUCGGCCGCUCCUUCAACCGCGGAAAGCGCGUGCUCCGUUCGGCGGACGUCGACUACGCCACGCUCGCGGCGUCGACGGCCACGGACGUCGUCGACUGGACGACGUCGACAUGCGUCAACCCGAUCAAGAACCAGGGCAAGUGCGGGUCGUGCUGGGCCUUCUCGGCCACGGGCGCCGUCGAGUCGGCCCACUGCAUUGCGACCGGCUCGCUCCUUGACCUCUCGGAGCAGCAGGUCGUGAGCUGCGAGACCAAGAACCAGGGAGGUUGCCAAGGUGGCGACGAAGAGGAGGCCCUCAACUGGAUCGCGGGCACCAACGGCGGUCUCUGCCUCACCAAGGACUACCCGUAUACCUCGGGCACGACGCAAAAGAACGGCGAGUGCCUCAAGACAUGUGCGGUGCAGCCUCUCGCAGUCGGUUCGUACGUCGAGACGCCGGGCGAGGCCAACCUCGAGAAGGACAUUGUGCAGCAACCGACGACGGUGGCGGUCGAGGCCGGCAACGACGCGUGGCAGUACUACAAGAGCGGUGUCAUCACGACGUGCCCCGGCGACGAGUCGGACCACGCCGUCGUCGCGCUCGGGUAUGGCGCCGAGAACGGCGUCAAGUACUUCAAGAUCCGCAACUCGUGGGGCACCAAGUGGGGCGAACAGGGUUACGUCAAGCUCCAGCGCGGUGUCGGCGGCAAGGGUAUGUGCAACGUCGCCGAGUUCCCGGCGUACCCCAAGAUCAAGGGCACCCCCGUCCCGAAGCCGGCUUGCUAAGCCAUGCGUUCAAGCUGCCAACACAGCCCGCCGUCGUAGUCACCACCGUGUUGACCAAUCGUGCCGUAUUCGCGGGGAUAUAUACAUUAUGCUACGUGUUA